AUGGAAGGCGCGGCGGAGCCGAAGCCGCCGCCUGGCGAGGAGCGCGAAGAUACAACACGCGAGUGCGAGGGGCUCGGGCGGUUCCGGGUGCCUCGCGGCGAGACUGCCUCCGGCUUCGGCCGGCACCUCGCGCAAGCCACAGGUCAGGUCGUCGACUUCCGGCUCGUCCUUGAGGGCUCCGUGCCGGCGACUGGGCAGACGCUUCUGGCCGCGGGGCUCCAGGAGUCCGAGGUGCUCGUCGUGAAGGGGGACCGCCUCAUCGCCACGGCCUCACACGACGGUUCCGUGAAGAUCUUCCGGGCAGACACCGGUCAGUGUCUGCAGACGCUCCUGCACGAGGAUGCGGUCUUCUCCGCCAGCUUCUCCCACUCGGCACAGCAGGUCCUGACGACCUCGGGGUGGACGGGACGCAUCUGGAGCCUCAACGGAGACGUGGAGGUGAGUCUCAUCGGGCAUACCGGCGCCGUGGUGUCCGGCAGCUUUGCCCCCGACGAUCGAUUGGUGGUGACGAGCUCGAGCCACGACAACACCGGCCGCAUCUGGUGCGCCCAGACCGGGGCCUGUGUGCGGGUGCUGACGGGCUACGAGCUGGCGGGUGCCAGCUUCACACCCGACGGAACCAUGGUGCUGGCCGCUUGCUCCUGGGAAGACUGCGCCCUCCUUUGGUCUCUGGAGACCGGGGAGGUGCUGAGGACCUUCCAGCCCCACAGCUCCGCGGUCCUCUCGGCCUCCAUCUCCCCGGACGGCUUCACCGUCGCGACGGCCUGCUGGAACGGUGAGCUACACCUUUGGUGGGCGGACUCCGGUCGCUGCCGGGCUUCUCUCACGGGCCCGGAUCAGAAGUCGAAGGUGCACGUGGCUUUCUCUCCGGAUGGCGGCAGCCUCGUCUCGGCGAGCAUCCACCACGUUGCGCAAGUCUGGGAGCUGAGCGGGGCCCUCCGAUUGGAGCUGCCGCAUGGAAACUCUGUGACCUCCGCUGGCUUCUCUCCGGAUGGGGCCUGGAUCGUCAGCAGCUCCUACGACGGAACCGCCAAGAUCUGGAAUUCUCGGACUGGGGAUCUUGUACGGACGCUCCAGGGCCACGCGGAUGCCGUGCGCAGCGCCUGCUUUGCACGGGCCUGCGUGGACGCGGACCGCCUUUCUGAGCCCAAGACGAUGCUGAAGAACUGCUGCCAAUGCGAUGAGCACACGGAGAGCAAUGAGGCGACCAUCCACAAGAGCUUGCCGGCCAUGACGGACGAGGACCCUGACGAGGCGAAUGCGAAGUUCGUGGAGACGGCCGAGGUGGGCGACGGCAGCACCGGAAAGCCCACUGAGGGAUUUUUUGCCUUGCCGCCUCGCUUGCCGGCGAGCAGUCAGCUCGGCAAGGAGUCGAGCUACUUCGAUCGAGAACGAGCACAGCUCUCCGAGAUGCAGGCGAAAGAGCCGCUUUUUUUUCUCUAUGCUGUUGCUUGGGGCACUUCGCAGACUGCGCAAUACGGCUGCAGGCUGGCGCAGCCACCGUACGAGAUGGAGAGCCUUUCACGUUCCGAUCCGGCGCCGUCUACAAGGGCCAAUGGAAGAACGGCGUCCGCGAGGGCAUCGGAAAACAGACCUGGCCGGACGGGGCGA
Symbiodinium necroappetens is the source of this 1611-nucleotide messenger RNA. The record is from the annotation of a GenBank genome assembly. Lineage: Eukaryota; Dinophyceae; Suessiales; Symbiodiniaceae.